GCGCUCGCCCGCCGUCCGCCGCGCCCGGCCCUCGACACCCUCACCAUCAAUAAAAAGAUGCCUCCCCCAGUGUAAAUACUCACGUGUGUUGUCGUAACAUGUCAAUUUAGCCGCGUAGUAAACAUUCAGUACGUGCGAACCCGUGAUUGUUAGCUGCCCGUAGUGUCUUCCUCUGUAGAUGUAUGUGAUUGACUGUUAUAAGAGUGCAGUUUGUUUUGAUGAGGUGUGAGCAAUGAAAGAGUACUGAAAAUUAAAAAUAUGUAAAUAGGUCUAUUAUUAAAAGCAAUAAUCCUCUUUAACGUAGAAACCCCGUAGCAACUAGAGACGCUGCCGAGUGCUAAACUUAUAUAGUUCUAGACGACUUUGAUACAAAUUCUUCCAUAUUUAAAUAGUGUUGUAAACGGUAGUGUAAAAAUAAAGAUGGUUGACGUUUAAAAUUUGAAAAAAGAAUCAGUGAAGAAUGUUUUUAAAAAUGGAUGGAAUACCGUUAAGCCGGUUGCAGCCGGAGUACAGUCAGUUGCGAAAGUUGGUUUGAAGUUGGACAAAAAUAAUGUUAAUAAAAAGAUGCCGCAGCGUGCGCCGACGUCGUCAAGCUUGAUGCGGCCGUUCGUGGUGUUGGCUCUGCCCGGGAUGUAUUUGCUGUAUAAGUACAACCAGUACCGACAGCAGCAAAUGGAGACCGCGCGACGCCGCGUCACUGAGCGGGAGCUUAUGCACCUCAACACUAAGAUCGACAAACUGCUCAAUAAACUAGAAGAAAACGAGCCCGAACUAGCCACUUCGCCAGAGGAAGAAUGUGUAAUAUGCGUGAACGCAAAAGCGACGAUGCAGACGUCGCCGUGCGGGCACCGCGUGGUGUGCCGGCGUUGUUUCGUGAAGACUAUUCAAAUGGCGGUCAGUCAGCGCCUGCUGCCGCUGCGGUGCGUCAUCUGCCGCGCCAAGAUCCUGCGCCUGCGACAGGCACCAAGGCUAGUCACCAGCAAAAGCUGGCAGGUGUCAACCAGCAGCGGCAAGGGAUGGGGCGUGCCGGGCUCGGUUUCCAGCUACUCCGUGGGGGCGCGCUCCGUGCCCGCCUCCGCCAGCCUCUACUCCGUCACCAGCGGCGAGUCCUCUCUCUCUGGAGUGUCUUCCGUGUCGUCAAACAGCGGCGGCAACGUGAGCAAUGUGAGCACCCCGUGCUCCACGAAGCUGUGUGGCGGCGCUAAGUGCGGCGGCGCGUGCCUGGGCGCGGUGCCGCGGGCCACGGCGUCCGCGCCGCCCCGCGCGCGCCAGCCCGCCUCUAACGCACUGCGACGCUCGCAGCAUCAUAGCAUGAAGGCUCGCCUGCAAGAGUACCAAGUACACAGCUACACGGGCGGGCCUCCGUCGGGCGAGCCCUCAGGCCGCCUGCCUCCCAUCCGGGAGUUCCAGAGAGAGUUCCGGGAGGGACGCCGCGAGAGCGCCGCCGCUGCCUCCACCUCUACUAGGAUAAGAUGUGCCCAAAAAAUAGUGACGCAGCUAGAAACCUCGCCGCAAAAGAAAUCGCAGCACUUCUUCCGACCUUUGAAACCCUCAAACAAGGAUGACCCUCCCAAAUCCAGAGAUCAAAGCAAAGAGACUGAACGGAAAAAGGAAAACCCCAAAGCGAAACCCAAGAAAGACGACAAGAAGAAAAAAGAUGAUGAAAACACAAAACAAGAAGAUAAAAGUAAGAAGGAGGAGAGCAGUGACAACAGAAAGAACGAGAUUGCCGAGAGGAAGAAGGAAGAGAAAUUGAGGCUCAAAGCCGAGAAGGAGGCAAAGAAAGAAGCCAAGCUUCAGGCCAAAGAGGAGGAGCGGCAAGCCAAGCUGCUAGCCAAGGAGGAGGAGAGACAAGCCAAACUGCUCGCGAAGGAAGAGAAGAAGAAGGCCAAAAAGGAGGCGAAGCUCGCGGCGCAGGCUGAGAAGGAAAAAGAGAAGAAUAAAUAAUUAUACCGUUUAAAUUUUUACAUUGUAGGAACUCGUAGCCGUCUUUAGAUAUUAGAUUCGAAAUUUGUUAUUAUUGACAAUUUUAAUAGAAUGUAAACGAGUCUAUUGUAGUCAGUCCAUACAUUAACAUUUUCUCAAUUCCUUUGUAAUUUUGAUUGGUAUGUGUUUGUCAUUACUUUUUUUGGUUUUGUUGACUUGUUUAGCUGCAACUUCCUCAAAUUGUUAUGUAACUAGGAAUGUAUAUAGUUUAAAACAUUGUUAUUAUGAGAAGCAAUCUAAAUUCAUAGUUGUUGGGUCAUAGUUGGAACUCUACAAACCGCGAAGACUGAAAGAAUGGGAUAAUGAAAUCAUAUCGUUUUGUAUUACUUACGUAACAGUGUAGUUAAGAGCUUCGUGCAUUCCAGCACCGCCAAAGAAUUUAUUUAAGGUACUAAUUUGUCGUACUUAGUUCGUAGUUUGUUUUAGGCAAAGCUUACAUUAUGUCUAAGAAUUAUUUUCAUAAACAAUUGUGUACAAACUGCAAAUAUUUUCAUAAUUUUAAGAGUUCAAAGUCAAUAAGUUUCCGGUUGUCGUUUCAGUAAAUACGCGAAUAUAGAUCAUGAAGCCUCAACUAUUUUCAAGCUUCAAUAACUAAUAUUGACAUAAGAUUUCCUUUUCCAUAAUAAACCAAGACAAUGCAUGUGAACCAUAGCUAACCAAAUAUAUUUUAACCCAUUGUAAAUGUUAACGUAGAACCAUAUCAGGUCGCGAGUAGCGUAUGCUAGAUAAGUGUUGACAUUAAUUUUGUAAGG
This is a messenger RNA of Pectinophora gossypiella (pink bollworm), 2738 nucleotides long. RefSeq lists its product as uncharacterized. The transcript has 8 exons. The record is from RefSeq and is a predicted model, not a curated record. NCBI's taxonomy places the organism in Eukaryota, Metazoa, Arthropoda, Insecta, Lepidoptera, Gelechiidae. The coding region runs from base 565 to 1947 and encodes 460 amino acids.